AUGAGAUGGGUCCCAGAGCAGGGAGAGCUCAGCUGCAGUGUGCCGUACCACACCAGCACUGGACGCUUUUCCACUCUUUCUCGGCUUCUCGGCGUGAGAGGAGCAGCAGCCUUGGAGAAGCCCCAGCAUGUGUCCCUCGCGGAGCUCAGCCCAGUGCAAGGUGACCACUCCGGGAUCAUCCAUUAUCCUGUCAAAGCAGCAGCUCCACCUUCGUUUGCUCUUCUCCCACAAGACCACGAUAAUGAAGCAGCGGUAAUCAGCGCCGUCAUCUCGUCAUGCUCAAGACGUGGGCCAGACCGCAGAGGCCAGACCGCUGAGGCCAGGCCUCUCUCCUCCACAAGAGGUCGUUCAUGUUCUAUGUGGCGCCUCUCGCUCCACUCCAGCCCGGAGCCUGCUGUGUGGAUCUUCGCUAACAUUGCUAUUACAGUAUAG
Messenger RNA from Knipowitschia caucasica, 432 nucleotides. Lineage: Eukaryota; Metazoa; Chordata; Actinopteri; Gobiiformes; Gobiidae. The record is from the annotation of a GenBank genome assembly.